Messenger RNA from Monodelphis domestica (gray short-tailed opossum), 6175 nucleotides. Lineage: Eukaryota; Metazoa; Chordata; Mammalia; Didelphimorphia; Didelphidae. The record is from RefSeq and is a predicted model, not a curated record.
UAUUUAUUUUAAGAAACAGAUCCUAGUUUUAUUUAAUUGUUUUUUAUUUCCUUUUGAUUUUAUUAAACUCUCUUUUGAUUUUCAGGAUUUCCUGUUUAAUUGGACAUUUCCUGAUCUUUCCAGGGAACUGAAUUCAGUUGUAUCCAUAGACAGACCUAGAGAGGUUAAGAGGCCCUAGAUCACACUAGGUGUCAACUGCUACACUGAAACUUUUUAUGAGUAAUGAGCCAGAGUCCUUCCUGUUCUGGUAGUUCCACCUAGUGGACAGAAGGAGACCUACAGCAAGAGAGGAAGAUCUGAGGCCAGGGAUGCUUGAGCCAGCCUGAUUUCCAUCUGAUCAUAGAGUGGCAAACGUUGGAGCCCAUCCUCACCUAUGAAAGGAUAGGGUUGGAUAUGACCCAGUUUAUGGGUCUCAGCACUAUUGCAGAAUCAGUCCAGGAAUCUUGUUCAGUUCAGUUCUCCAAGGCAUCUCAAAACAUUUUUGGACCAGAAUUGAGCAGGGAGUUGUGACAAGGGAAUCACUUUAAAAGACUGAUAUAUAUUAAUUUAAGGUCGCCAAGGAAUUCAGCUAUGUAAUUCCUAAAUGAAAAAUUCAAGUCAGCAGUCAACCUUUUAUGGAGUUUAAUUUCAAUAGGAGGAAGAAAGGAAUUAGAGAUAGAGAGAGAGAAAAAGGGAGAGAAGGGAAUAGGGCUUAAAUACCCCUUCUGUUUAGGCUGGGCCAAAAGGCCCAAGCCCUUAGGUAGCUGAGACAAAGAAAAGAGAUCAGUCCCUAUUACUCAGGUGACCAAAAUGGAGAAACAGUCUCAGAGGCCCCCACCUUCAGCUUCCUUCAGAGCAAGCUUCUCAGAGUACACUGCCACCACUCCGACCAACUCCUCAACCACCACUGAGUCUUCAGACCCCCCUGAUCUUUAAGGAAACCAUCCAAGUUGCCUCCCCUCAGUUCUCACAUCUACCAAUCACUGUCCAUCAAUUUCCCUGUGCCAAUGGAGGCUCUAGCUUAACCCAGGACCGCCCAGAGGCUUUGCACAUGUCUGUUGAAGGUCAUAUUUUCAAAAUGAUUAAAUCUUUGCUCCUUUGCUACAGCCCUUUCUAAAUCCUGUUAACCUGAGUAGGGUAGAGAUUGGAAUAAUUAAAUUUUGAUCUAGGCUGCAGCCCUUACUCAAUCCUGUUAGGACUGAAUAGGGUGGAGAUUGAUUCCAAGUAUCUCCAUUGUAUCAAUUCUAAAAUCAAUCAUGACUCAAAGAAAUUCCUGUUCUAUGCUUAAGCAUAGGUCAGAGUCCUUUCCAUUGUUCAGCAAAAGGUUUCUGUCCUAAAGUAAUCUUAAGAAGGGAAGGAGAAGGAACCUCCCAUGCCAAUGGGGUUCCCAUUCCAAUAGACUAUCAGUAAGAAAUUUUCCAAGUAUGAAAUUUCCCAAUGGUGAAAUUUCCAACAUUUAUAAGUCUAAGGAAUUUUGAGGUUUACAGAGUCAAGUCCAUAAAACUGGAUCCUGUUUGGCCUGUGUAGUCAAGGAAAGCCCCUGGAGAUUUUUCCUUGAGAUACAGCUUGCUGACAGCUCUCAUCCAUUGCUUAUUAUCCCUAGCCUACCCUCUCCCUGUUCCCUUUGCUGCUUCUCCAUUAUUUCCCUCACUGUCUUCCUAGAUCAUAUCUCUUUUAUUUUGGGGAUACAACAGUCUAGGUCUAUCACAUCAUCUAAAAACAGAGAAGUAUAGAUAUUUUGACACAAAAUUUGAAGUCAGGUUUUUCUCACUCUUAGUCCAACACUAAUCACUAUGGAAUGUCAGGCAUUGCAUUCAUUGAUGUUGCCAAAACACAUUCCAAAAUGUCCUACCAUGGCCUUCAUGCCCAGGAUCAUGUUCACACUUCUUUCAUAUUCUCUCCCCAUUACAAAAAGUGGCUAGCAGACCUCAGAUUUGUCACUGUCCUGGCCAGUCUCACUUGGCUUUCCUGGAUACAAAUGGGAGGCUAAUGGUUCCUUACCUUAAACUUCCCAACCGAGACCCAGUGUCAGAGUGCAAGAUCAAAAAAGCUGAAAUAUUUGGAACUUAUUCCUAUCAAUUUGGAAAUUAAUUUUAAGACAGCUGGAACUGGAUGACCAAGGAAGGAAGCCUGUCGAUGCUCCCGGAUGUGCCCGAGGGAUUGCUCUGGCACACACACCUCUCUCAGUGGCAAGGCCUCACUUCCAAAUAGAGAUGAGGAAAGAGCUCCCCUUGGGCCAUGAAGGCUCAGGGAAAAUUAGUCACAAUUAGCUUAGAUUCCCAGAAUAAAACCAUAUCUGAGCUUGAAGAUCACCUUCAACAUUCUCAUUCUCAUCUUGUAGGGCAAGAAACACCUAAGGAAAUGGAAGAACCCAAAGCAGGGAAUUCCAGAAUCUUCUGUAAAGGCGCCACUGUCCAAACCUACCAUUGUUACCUCCAACAAUACUGCAGUGGAGACCAAGGACUUCUCAAUGACUUGCAAUGCUACAGGUCAAAUUCACGCUUACCAGUGGUUCAUAAACGGAGUUGCCCCAGAUGGUCGCAGGAUACAGCUGUCGCCAGAUAGGAGGACACUCACUCUCAGCAGUCUCACAAGAUUCGAUAACAAAGGGCCCUAUGUGUGUGAAAUCGAGAACCCAUUGUUUCGGAAUAGGAGUGAUCCAUUCCCACUGAAUGUUACCUAUGGCCCAGAUAUCGCCACGAUUGUCCGUUCAGCUGGUGUGUACCCUACUGGCGUAAAUAUUACCUUGAGCUGUGUAGCUGAUUCUAACCCACCAGCACAAUUCACUUGGUUACAGAAUGGACAAUCUGUCAGCAACUCAGCCAUAUUUUCUGUUAUUUCAUCCCUGAAUCAUGCUGGAACCUAUACCUGUAUUGCAUCUAACUCAUUCACUGGCAUGACGCGGACCGCAACCAAGAAUAUUAUAAUCUAUGCACCACUGUCCAAACCUACCAUCAUCACCUCCAACAAUACUGCAGUGGAGACCAAGGACUUCUCAAUGACAUGCAAUGCUACGGGUCAAAUUCACGCUUACCGGUGGUUCAUAAAUGGACUUGCCCCAGGUGGUAACAGGAUACAGCUGUCACCGGAUAACAGGACACUCACUAUCAGCAGUCUCAGAAGAACGGAAAACAAAGGGCCCUAUGUGUGUGAAAUCGAGAACCCAUUGUUUCAGAAUAGGAGUGAUCCAUUCACACUGAAUGUUACCUGUGAGUAUAUUGCUUCUUCCUAUAUGGUGCCUUCUUAUAGCCUGGUGGUGUGUUCCUAGAGGCCCAGGCUAAUUCAGUCCCUUCUCUGAGAGCUAAAGAGGUAGGCUCUGAGGUUCCCAACCCCCUUCAUCUUUAGGGAGCCCAAAUUGGCCUUGCCAUGUGUUCUGGUUGAGGGUGGCCAGCCAGGGUGCUGAACUGGAGAAAGCCCUAAGAUCUUCCAAGUUCAGAUCCACACUGGAAAAGUAGAAGAUGAGUUGUGAAUUUCCCAGCUCAAAGGAGGAUCAGGGAGACAUAGUGGUUCUUGGUGAUGGGUUAUAGACUAGGAGAUGCCCCCUUAUUUCUGCCAUAAUCUCAAUAUGGAAUCCUUUUCUUUCUUCCAGAUGGCCCAGAUAUCGCCACAAUUGUACAUUCAGCCAAUGAGUACCCUACUGGGGCAAAUAUUACCUUGAGCUGUGUUGCUGAUUCUAACCCAGCAGCACAAUUCACUUGGUUACAGAAUGGACAAAGGAUCAGCUACUCAGCCACAUUUUCUGUUAUUGCAUCCCUGAGUGAUGCUGGCACCUAUACCUGUACUGCAUCUAACUUAUUCACUGGUUUGACUCGUACUGCAACCAAGAAUAUUACAAUCUAUGGUGAGUAUCUGGAUUGGGCCACCAACUUUGUGUGGGGCUCUCUCUUUCCCUGGCAUGACAGAAAUAGACAAAAGUGACACUCCCCCCCCCCUGGUCCCAUGGCACAGUGCAUUGUGGUAGAAAGAGCCCUGAGAUCAGAAUCAUGAAACGUAGAUUGAAUCUUUUCUUUUCUGCCUAUUAUCUAUGUAGUAAAUGACUCCUCCUUUUACAGCCCCAGUUCCUUCAUCUGGAAAAAUGAAUAAUAUUUGUUCUGUGUAUAAUAGGAUUUUAUGUGGAAUCCUUUUUACAUGGUAGACACAAAAUAAAAACAUUAGUUGUCAUUAUCAUCUUUAUUAUUGAUAUUGUAUUAUUCUAUUCUGUCCCAGAGACAUACAUCCUUCUUUUUCUCCCACCUUCUAAGGCUGCAGGUUCAAUGACUGCCCCAUACUCACUCUUGCAGUCCAUUUCCCUUGUUGCUGUGGAACCACAGAGUGUUUCUAGUCUUGGUUGGAGUAUAAGCUAUGGUCAUGCAAUGGGGCUAGCCUUGAUCCUCUUUGGCAGGGAAAUUCUGGAGAUGGAAAGGAGGAUGUAAACUUUGUCUCCUUUCACACCCAGAGAUUCACUAUUGGACCUAUAUUCUUCCUCUUUGUAGCAUAAAAUGCCACAUGGAAGCAUAUCUUAUUUAACCUGGUUCUGAUCUAUUGGCUUUAGCCUCCAGUAUAUGUUAAUUCACUUGUCUGACUUUCAUAUGUACAGAUGACAGACCCUCCAUAAUCACACUAAUGGGCAUCAUGACCAUAGAGAGAUCAUCUCUGGCCUUAGUUGCCUUUUAUUUCAUGCUGUUUUAUUGUUACGAUUAUUAGAGGUAUCCCAGCUUCCUGUCCCUGACUCUGGGGAUAUUCUGAAUUGAGAGCAAGGGGAGAGAUAGAAUUGUGAAGUGGGGAAGUGACCUUGGGGAAGUCAGACUCCAACAGUAUAUACUUUAGAGGAGGGAUGAUAUUUUAUUGACCUCAGUCUGUACAUGAGGAUGCUUAAAGCACACAUUUUAAAUUAUCAUAUAAUUAUCUGUGAGUUAUUUUCUUUUGUUAAUUAUUUCCCAAUUACCUUUUCACCUGGUUCAGGCAGCACUGGGAAUGUUGGAGGCUAUGGAUUUGACACCUGUAGUCUAAAAGAGCUUUUUCUUAAUUUAUUUUUUCCAAUUAACCAAAAUCUAUUUUUGUCCCCUUUUUACCUUCUACCGCUAAUGAAAAAAAAACAUCUUUGGGACAGGUAUGAGUUGUGCCUGCCUGUAGCCACAAAUUAAUAUAUUCUUAGGUGGAUACCUGAGAAGGAGAGUUAGAAAGUGAGGGAAAAUGGGUGAAGGGGAUAUAGAGUAAGAGGAAAUAGAACAAAGGAAGAGAGACUCAGAGACACGGCUUAAAGAGCUUGGGAUCCAGCCUGUGUGCUCCUCUGAUGGUGGUAGAGAGAGAGAGAGACAGUGAACUACAUAUUUCCUCAGUCUUUUGUUGGAGGAUCAAGCAAUGGGGAAUGGGAGGUGGCUAAUGUUCAUGUGACAAGGCAUAAGGCUUAACAUUGGUUCAACUGACUACCACAAGAUCAAAGAAGAGGAGUUUUCUUAAGCAUGUGACCUGGUAUGGAAUCUGGUCUGGCAAGGUGGGAACUAGGACACUGAGGCAGCCUACCCAGGAAUUCUUCUGACCUUUGGAUUUGUGAUAGAGACAUGAAUAGAGAGAGGCUUUGCAGGUCUCGUGGACCAAGAUGCAAGAACCAGGGUUCCAAUGGAAUGUCCCUGGUUGGUGGCAGUUUAAGCUGACCGGUGUAAUAAAGAAUAAGCUGAGAGAAGCUAUUACUUGUGAAUAGGGAAUGGUAACUGAGGAGAACAUCUUUAUUAGCAAUGACUGUUGUUCUCUGUCUGGCUUUUGACUUGAGAGCACUGCUAAUGGGAACCUGAAACUGCUGAGAGAACCUGAGGAUGCUUAGUUGUAAUGGGGGAUUGCCACACACAAAGGACACUGGUACAGAAGGGACUGCUCUGGGGAAUCUGUCUAUUGAUUUCUACUAAUCUAUUUCCUAACCUCCUUCCUCCCUCACUCCCUCCUCCAACCCUCUUCCUCCUGCCACUCUUCUCCUCCCAAUUUUCCCUCCCCCCUGAGUGAAUUACAAAAUAUUCUAAUUUUCUUUCUCAGGUAAGUGGUCUAUUGGGAUAACAGGAUGGGAAACUGAGGUAAGGGGGGUGAGGAAGUCCCUAAUCUAAAUGAUUGAUUUUAGAAAGGUUUGGGGAAGUAUUCUAGUCACAAACUGUGACUCUGAGAUAGGGAGAUGGAGGACAAUGGCUCAGUGUCAACUUCAAUUGUUCAGAAUCAGAGAAACCCAAAA